GUGCUCAAGCGGGGCGGGCCAGAGGGAGCCGAGACCUAGGACGGUGCUUUCAGUUGAGGAAAGGAACCGCUGGCCCCGCCCUCAGUUCUUAAGCUUUGGACGCUGGGGUAACACCCUCUGUGGUAGUGUUUGCGCUGCGGCUGCCACCUGGAGUUUGCUUCAGGUUUACCAGCCAACCACGAGGAGUCCAGGGAGGAAAAGAGGAGCCUACGUGUGGGACAACCCACAACUCAAAACGCCUUUUCCAGCCCGAGAUCGCCGCGGCAGGGAUGGGCGACAGGACCUGGCUGCCCUUCCCAGUGCUCCUCCUGGCCGCUCUGCCCCCAGUGCUGCUGCCGGGGGUGGUCGGCUUCACACACUCUUUAGACAGCGACUUCACGUUUACCCUUCCGGCCGGCCGGAAGGAGUGUUUCUACCAGCCUAUGCCCCUGAAGGCCUCGCUGGAGAUCGAGUACCAAGUUUUAGAUGGAGCAGGAUUAGAUAUUGAUUUCCAUCUUGCUUCUCCAGAAGGAAGAACUUUAGUUUUUGAACAAAGAAAAUCAGAUGGAGUUCACACGGUAGAGACUGAAGUUGGUGACUACAUGUUCUGCUUUGAUAAUACAUUCAGCACCAUUUCUGAGAAGGUGAUUUUCUUUGAAUUAAUCCUGGAUAAUAUGGGAGAACAGGAGCAAGAACAAGAGGACUGGAAGAAAUAUAUUACUGGCACAGAUAUGUUGGAUAUGAAACUGGAAGAUAUCCUGGAAUCCAUCAACAGUAUCAAGUCCAGACUAAGCAAAAGUGGUCAUAUCCAAACUCUGCUUAGAGCAUUUGAAGCUCGUGAUCGAAAUAUACAAGAAAGCAACUUUGACAGAGUCAAUUUCUGGUCUAUGGUUAACUUAGUGGUAAUGGUGGUAGUGUCAGCCAUUCAAGUUUAUAUGCUGAAGAGUCUAUUUGAAGAUAAGAGGAAAAGUAGAACUUAAAACUCCAAAUCAGAGUACUUAAUAUUGGAAAAAAGAGACAAAAAAUGCAAUAAACUGUUACAGUCAAGACCAUUAAUAGUAUUUUCCAAAAUGUUUUCAGGUAUUACCAUAAGUAUGAAACAAUUAUAAUUUUAAUGUGAAAGAAAAGUUUUCACUUUUGUCUGUGUAAGUAAUCUUAUUGCUUCAGUAGUACUUAAGUGUCUAACAAAACUUUACAUAGUAUAGGUAUAAUUGAAUGAAGCCAUAUUAAUGAUGGCAUUUUCCUAAGUUUAAAAAAGUUUUUAUAAAAUGUGUCAUAGGUGAUUUAAAUAAAUGAACUUUGGGCUUAAAUACAACACCGAACAAUGUUUUUAAAAGAUUCUCUUACCCAGAAAUUUCUUUGUAAAUAUGGCAAACAAAUUAAUUGUAGAAGUUUUCAAUAUACUGUUAUAAAAGUUAUAAGUCAUCUGAGAAUUACUUAAUCAUGGAUUGAAUAUCCUUUAAUGUAAGUAGAAGCAUAGCUGUGAAAAACAGGCUUGUGAGACUUUUAUAACUAAAUAUAUUUCAAUUUAAAAUACUAGCAAAGAGUUUGUUUUAUAUACUUAUCUUACAUUCCCAAAAGCUGACAUUGUGGUAAUUCUUUAAAAUGCUAUGUCAUACUUAUUAAAAUUAGGACAAAUUAUCUUUUUGAAGUAAAUAGCUAAAGGUUGCUCAGUCUCCUUAAGGAUACAUUCUGUCUAAGGUAUGGAAAUUUAAGAUUAAAUGUGAGGGAAAUAAUUUUAUGUUAUUUGUCAAGAGUGUUAAGUAAAUUUUAACAUGAUUAUUUAGUUGGAUAUAUUAUUACCAGUAGUUGUGAAGGAAAUAUUGCUAAAAGAAUCUGGGCCUAACAUAAAUAAAUAUCUCCUUUUCUGGGUUCUCAAAAUCAGUAAAAAAAGAACUAAUAAAAAGUUAAAAAAGGAUUUAGGUAAGUAUCUAUAACCUGAUUGGCUCAUUAUAAUGACCCAAUCCUAAUACAAAUCAUAAUUUCCAGUUAACUGGAAGAAACAUUACCUGGCUAUGAGUUUUAUUUUUUUUACAACUGUUUUACUGUUUUGAAUUAUCUAAGUUCCAUAUUCAGGUAUUUUAUGAAUUAUAAAUCCUAUGUAGUUUAGCACUGGGUAUACAUAUUUAUUACAAUUUUUACUGUAACUUUAAUAAACUGACUUUUCUGAUCAUUUUACUGAUGAUUCAAGGAAGAUUAGAAACCCACAGAGUCCUAAGUCUGAAUGCUCCAUGUGUCAGUAACUACAAAAAUAAAGCCUGUGCCAUCCUAGCUUACUGCAGUCUGUGGAGUAUUACUCAAGUAAUAGUAAUUUAGCUACAUCAUGAAUUGAAUAGAAUUUUUAGGAUAUACCUAUUUGUAAUAUUGUUUAUGACAAAUAGGAGUUAGAAACAAUCAACUUUUAAAUUCGAGUACAGAACACCUCUGUAGGUUAAUACUGCUGGAACUCCAAAGCAAUAAUUGAUAUCCAGAGAGAAUGGUUUCAUUUAUGAUAAUAAUCAGAGUGGUACAAAAAGAUUUAUUUUCCUCUCUAUGUCUUUGGGAGAACAGAAACUUAGAUUUCCCUACCCUGAAGCCUUUAAAAAAAUGAGAUAAAUGCCGUAUGUGAUCAAUUACCUUCAUUGGUAAGUGCUCCCAAGUGUCCAAGAAUAGUUCUGUAACACAUGCAAAACAAGGACCAAUAAUAUUCUUGUCUCUAAAGAGCCCUCCCAUACCCGCUUCUGUUAACCUCAUACUGAGAAGCAAACUUUUAGUACUAUAACUAGUAAGACAGUACAGAUAUAAACUACUGCAUCUUUUUAUAAAACUGUGAUUAAGAAUUCUACCUCUUGUGAAUGGCUAGUUACUGUACUGUACUCUGAUUCCUUACCUAACAAUGAAUUUGUUACACCUUCUGCACAUAUUUUGACACUGAUGUUAAAUUAAACCAAUUCAGUAACUUUUUACCAUACAACAAUAGCCUUAUUUGGAAAAGAAAGAAUUUAGGAAUACUGAGAACAAUUUUAUUUUUAUAGACACAAAGUGAAAAGAGAUUUAAGAAGCAUGUUACCUGUAUUAAUCAAAAACAAAAUUUGUAAGCAAAGGACUAAGUUCUUCAAUAUUUCAAAAGGUAUAUUAUUUGCUUCAUGGUUUUUUUAAUGUCAGUAUUCAAUUUCAAAAUUAAAAUUUUGUUAUAAUUGAGUAAACUAUUUAUAAAUCAACAGCUUUUUAUCAUUGGUUUUUAAUUAAACUUUUAAAAUACUACUCUAUUUAACUAAGGUCUGGCAUUUUACUCUAAUUUGCAUUUGGAUCAUUAAUGAUAUACUGUUCUUUCAUGUAGACAUUGAUGUAGAGGGUAAAUAAGUGGUUGAAACAGCAUUGAAAUAAAUUCCAAUGUAACUUCAUGUUGUUUAUCUUAAGCAUUAUUAUUAUGUCUUAAAAUUGACAAAGACUGAAUUCCUAUAAUUGUAUGCCUCCCCAAAUGAAAUUUUAAAAGAAAUUAAUUCAGAAUGUAAUGGUUUUUCAUCUGAAGUGUAAUAAUGCAGUUGUUCAAAUUGCUUUUUUAGUUGUGAACCUUAUUAAAUGAGAAAUGAAUACUGCACUGAGUAUAUAUAAUAAAAAUUAAAAUUAAAAAAUCUAA
Molecule: messenger RNA, 3598 nt
Organism: Pteronotus mesoamericanus
Lineage: Eukaryota; Metazoa; Chordata; Mammalia; Chiroptera; Mormoopidae
Gene: TMED5
Product: transmembrane p24 trafficking protein 5
Exons: 4
Coding region: 270-959 (229 amino acids)
Biological process (GO): intracellular protein transport; endoplasmic reticulum to Golgi vesicle-mediated transport; Golgi ribbon formation
Cellular component (GO): Golgi apparatus; endoplasmic reticulum-Golgi intermediate compartment; COPII-coated ER to Golgi transport vesicle
Source: RefSeq, a predicted model, not a curated record